GCGUUUGGUUUAGCUAAGGAGAAGAUUGAUUGCCUGGCAGCGGUCAGGAUUGCAGAUGAAUUCAUCGUGCGAGUUCAGCGCUCAGCGUUCCAAUGACAAGCACGUAAGAUGAUGGGAUCACCACAACGAUGGCACAACAUCCGAAAGACUUCAGGACAGGCAAUGGGAAGACGAGAUCAGGAAGUCGAUUGGGACGCGAUAUCGAGGACGUCAAGAACAACGGCCAUGUGACGUCGUCCACACGUCAGAUGUGUUCGUCAUGGGCGCCGAAAGAUCUUGAUCGCGAAAGCCGCAAGCUGAUGCCAUUUGCUGACGUCAUGCAGAACAUGAUGACGUCAGCAUAUGUCAGUAGCUCGCGACUUUCGUUCGGAUUAAUCCGAAACACAUCGGCGAUUAUGGGAUUUAUCCCAACCGCACCGAAGCACGUCGGUGUGGCACGGAUGGAUCCGGCAAUCGCCUACGUGGUUCAGAUUAAUCCGAACUUGAAACCCGGUGGUAGGACGCCAUCAUCUGUUGUCUCCAUACCAUCCAUCCGAGCUGCCGGUGUUCCCGGGCUGUGCUUCGGAUUCAUCCGAACUUCACACGGCGGUGUCGUCGUCCCUGUGAGUUUAAGGCCACGACGAAGCCGUUCACAUGAAAGACUUCCUCGAGGUUUGGGCGGCUUCCCUGGGACAUCGAUACAUCGUCCUGCUGGGUUCGCGCGAAGAGACAGUUUUGGCGGAGGGGUGGGAGGGGAGGGUGGACUACCAGGUACGCCUCCUGAUCUGACAGUGAGCAUGUCGGACGACUCCGUUGAGAAGAGGAAAAGGGUUGGCGGUGGAGAUGAUACGCCCAAAGAGCCGUCGACACGACGAAGAACCGUUGAGUCUUCCGGGAAGAGGUUGAAGUCGACAAAGGAGAGGAAACCAGAUGAGGGCGACACCGGGGAUUGGGACCACGAGGUGGAGAUUAACCUGAACACAUUUAACCUCGACAAAGCGUUCUUCCUGGAGAUGAAAACGGGGUUGCAGAGGAACGUCGUGUUGCACGUUCAUCCCGAAAAAAUAUUGCAUAUUCAAGACUGGGAAGACGCGUACAACCAUCGAUCCUUGGACGCGUUCCUCGUGGACACCAUCGCGACGGCUAUGAUCGACUGCUACGAACGUAAAGACAUGAGAUAUACAAAGCCGAUUUCCGUUCUGGCUCCGAUCAUCGCACCACCAGAGAAAGACAAACCUGCUGUGUGCGUGCUGCCUCAAGACUUCGACGCCUCGCACCCCGAGAAGUACUGGUAUUAUCCUGUGUGUGGUCAACAUAAUGCGAGGGCGGCGAUGAAGGUGAAAGACCAUGCGGUGUUCAGUUACUACAACUUUUGUGAAUGGCCAUUCAGACCAAUUUACUUCCCAAACGACGAAUUCGACGGCUACGCCAAUGUCAGCUGCAAAGACAACCUGAAAGACAAGAAGAAUUCACCGAGGUUGCAGAUUUUAUCCAUGCGUGACAUUCGUAAUAUCUUGAAAAUUAAGGGGAGACCGCGUGUCGUGCUCGGCAAUGCAUCCAAGAAAAAGGAGGAGGUGCGUAGAUGGACUCAGUUCAUGGCCUUGGCUAUGAAAAAGACACCGUACACCCCUUCGUGGGGCCUGUCAACGGAAGAAAAAAAGAAAAAGGAAUGGGCCGAGAAACUUCGGUACUAUCUCCCACUGGCCAUGGCUGACGAGUCGGUCUUCGUGUUGGCGGAAAAGUUCUACGACGAGUGGUCAAAAGGAAAACUUCUGGCUUCUGACGGGCGACGUUGGACUGAAAAACCGCCGACCCAUGAGGAGGUGGCCAAGCCAGGACUUUGCAAUGUGACUAACAGCCAGGGAGUCAAAAAACACGUCUGGUACGUUAAGGUGGACGACCCGUCGUUCAAAAAGGGGAAAGGGAAGCCAAAGAAGGGCGCGGAGGAGAAAACUUACUACGUCCAAGUUCUUGAGCCGGAUGUCCACUGCCGGAAGGAAUUGGCAGACUUGACGGACCGCGAGAAGAGAAGGUUGUUAAACGGCGUCUUGAACCUUACCGUCGUGUGGGUUCAAUCGAGUAGCAAGAAGUUGGCCGAGCAGGGGAAGUACCGUGUGAAGGAGAUGGUCGACAUAAUAAAAAUCGACCGGAUUAUGUUGAGGCUAUGGCACUACGUGGAGCUCGAGUACGAGGAAAUGGAGAAGGAGGAGUGGAAUGUCAAAUCCUCGUUCUUCAGGUCCAAGCGACAAUUGUUGGAGUAGUACGCAGACAAAGGUCUCGACGAAAAGCUUUGGAACGAGAGCAGAAAGUUCUUCAACGACAACACCUACGUCAACAAGUGCCCUCAGUAUCUA
This is a messenger RNA of Chara braunii, 2333 nucleotides long. Lineage: Eukaryota; Viridiplantae; Streptophyta; Charophyceae; Charales; Characeae. The record is from the annotation of a GenBank genome assembly.